AUGAAUGUACGACCGCCUAUAGAGGCAUCCUCUCCCACGGCGGUUCUAUCUGUGGCCUUCAACAAAGACUCUAGCUGUUUUUCCGUGGGUUUGGAGUCAGGAAUAUGCGUGUUUCAUACCAAAUCAUGUCUGCUCAAAGCAUCAAGAGAUUUCAAUGCCGGCAUCGGCCUGGUACGGAUGAUGGGGACGACAAAUUACCUCGCUCUUGUUGGCGGCGGUAAAUCUCCAAAGUUUGCCAUGAACAAGGCCAUCAUAUGGGAUGACAUGAAAGGCAAAAUUGCGUUGGAAAUUUCAGCUCUCAGUGCUAUCCGGGGCGUCCAGCUGAGUAGGGAUCGCAUUGUCGUCGUCCUCCAGAAUAGCGUACGCGUCUACUCCUUCGCUAAGCCUCCAGAGCUGCUUCACGUAUACGAGACGGCCGAUAACGUCCUCGGCCUAUGCUGUCUCUCAGAUAAGAAGCUUGCCUUCCCAGGCCGCACAACGGGACAGAUCCAGCUCGUAGAGCUUGGCACGGGUAAUGUUAGCAUCAUCCCGGCUCACUCAUCUGCCCUCAAAGCUAUUCAGCUAAGUGCAGACGGAGAGUUGCUGGCCAGCGCCAGCGAGACUGGAACUCUUAUCCGUGUAUACUCGACUAGCAACUGCGCCAGGUUAGCAGAACUUCGCAGGGGGAUCGACCCAGCAACCAUUUUCUCCCUCGCCUUCUCCCCGUCUGGAUCAUUACUGGCCUGCACAUCUGACAAAUCCACGCUUCACAUCUUCGACGUACCCCAUCCCCGGCGGCCGAGCGCUCAUCGUAGCCCGCAGCCAGGAAGUGCAGGCUCAGACGCAGAUGUAGGGAAAUGGGGCAUUCUCAGUAAAAUCCCCCUUAUGCCGCGAAUGUUUUCCGACGUCUACUCUUUUGCUUCAGUACCCUUCGAGGCCGGUAACGAGUCCAUGAUUGGCGGCAUACCCUUCACAGAGGGCACCGUGUUGGGAACCACACGGCCUCCCAAGGGAGUUAUUGGAUGGAUCAGCGAGGAUAGCCUUGCGGUUAUUGGCGCAGGUCAAGACGCACGAUGGGAAAAAUUCACAUUGGUCGAUGGCGAUGACGGAAAGCGGCACUGCGUCCGCGAAGGCUGGAAACGAUAUCUAGGGAAUUCAUGA
Molecule: messenger RNA, 1140 nt
Organism: Trichoderma gamsii
Lineage: Eukaryota; Fungi; Ascomycota; Sordariomycetes; Hypocreales; Hypocreaceae
Exons: 4
Coding region: 1-1140 (379 amino acids)
Biological process (GO): nucleophagy; protein localization to phagophore assembly site; protein lipidation
Cellular component (GO): cytosol; phagophore assembly site membrane; extrinsic component of membrane
Molecular function (GO): phosphatidylinositol-3,5-bisphosphate binding; protein binding; phosphatidylinositol-3-phosphate binding
Source: RefSeq, a predicted model, not a curated record